This is a messenger RNA of Vespa crabro (European hornet), 2020 nucleotides long. RefSeq names its product amino acid transporter AVT1C (gene mah). Lineage: Eukaryota; Metazoa; Arthropoda; Insecta; Hymenoptera; Vespidae. Gene Ontology annotation, cellular component: vacuolar membrane. Gene Ontology annotation, molecular function: L-alanine transmembrane transporter activity; L-proline transmembrane transporter activity. Gene Ontology annotation, biological process: L-alanine transport; amino acid transmembrane transport. Bases 278 to 1948 code for a protein of 556 amino acids. The record is from RefSeq and is a predicted model, not a curated record. The transcript has 8 exons.
AAAAGCCUUUUGUAUUUGACAUGAAUAUUAACAUGUUUAAGUAAUACAUUGACUUUGGAUUAUUCAAAGGGCUUAUGUCGCAUAGAAAGCACGCAUACAUGACCGAGAAUAGAGAGAAAGUUAUAGGUCUUCUUGCAACGUUCCCACAGUUGCCGUGACCACGACUUGCGUUCGAUAGGAGGAUGUAUCAAGUUACUUGUUGUUAACAUGCAUGAAGGAAACUGGUUCGUAUUCUCUCUCAUAGUGAUGUUGAAGCCAGUGCAAAUGGUUUCUCAUCAUGAUUCACGAAAGUGUACCUCUUAUUUUUAAAGACGUUAAUUCAGAUCUUUCUUUAUUUUUCGCUACUUUAUGUAUUAUUGAUAUAUUUGGUGUUUUUCCAAUUAUCGCUUUGCCAAGUGCUAUCAUUCAGUGCGGAUUAUUUGGAAUUCCUUUGGUACUCAUUGUUUUUGGAUUACAAAUAUACACAGCUGCACUUCUUGGAAAAUCAUGGAUCAUAGCUACGAAUUUGGAUCCGUUGAUCUCUCGAAAAAAUCGGUAUCCUUUAGCAGCAGUAACCGAAUUAACACUGGGUCCACGAGCACGAACUAUUGUAACUUUUAUUUUGGAUCUUACAAUUUUUGGUUGUGGAAUACCCAAUUUAUUGGUCGCGUCGCAGAAUCUACAAAUAUUUGGAGUUAGAAUAUCGGAUGAACGAUUUGAUCUUUCUUUUUGUUACUGGUUACUUCUGGUCGGUAUGCUGCUCUGUCCUUUCAUGUGGUUAGGAAGUCCACGAGAUAUGAAAUGGUUGACAAUGUUUUCGUGUGGUACGAUCAUUUUUACCGCAACACUGAUUUGGUGGUGCAUCAUCAACGAUGAUCGAACUAUCGAUCAUUUACCGAUACCAACCUCACCGACUUGGGAUAAAUUUAUAUCUGGUUACGGUAUGUUGGCCUUUCUGUUUGACGUACAUCCAACACUGAUGACUAUUCAAGUUGACAUGCACAAUCCUCGAGAUAUUAAUAAAACUAUUAUAUUCUCCUUUAUUGUUAGUAUAUUACUUUUUGGAGUAACAACUGGUUUGGCCAUGUGGAAAUACGAAGGGAAUGUAACAGCAAAUAUUCUUCUAAAUGUACCAAAAGGAUUUGCAAUAAAUGGUGCUAUUUUAUUAGCUGCUCUUCAAUUAUGUUUAUCCAGUGCAUUAGGACAUUCGGCACUUUUUCAACAUCUUGAGGAUAAAUUUCAAAUAGAGAGAUCAUUCGGAUGGAAACGUUGUGCCUUAAGAUCGGCAGUUGUUUUUUUCGGAGUUGCCGUAGGAGAAUCAGUUCCGCGCUUCGAUAUAGUAAUGGCUCUGAUUGGUGGAUCAUUAACGGGACCAUUGGUUUUCGUACUUCCGCCGUUGAUGUAUGCCAGAGCGGUAGCUUUGAAAAAUAGAGCGAAUAAUGUUUCAACGCCGGAAAUUUAUUCGACAUCUGAAAGACGAUUAAGUAUGAGUGAUGUUAAUUUGGAUCCAAGAAUUCAUUCGAGAUCCGUUUAUGAUGGUUUUUUGGAUGUUGCUAAAUCCAUACCAUAUAAAUAUUCUUACGUUUAUUAUUACGAUAUGGAAAAUGAUGUUGAUGAACGAUUGGAGGACGAUGAGAUCGAUGAUGAAGAAAAUUAUUCUAAUCUUAUAACCUUGAAUGAAUUUUCAUUAAUAAGAAGAAAUCGUCAAGAAGAGGCCAUUCUUAUCGACGCUAGUCAACCAUCUUUAAGAAAUCGUCGAAAACGAGUCCAUUUAGCACAAUCAACGUUUAAAUCUCGAGUAAUUUGCGAUAUUAAAAAGACAAUGAAUUGGUUUGGUUAUUUCAUUGUAAUUAUUGGUAUAGGAAUUACAAUAUCGUCUAUUUAUAUUAACAUUAAAAAUACUAUUCGUUAUGUACGUUUUACAUCGCCAUGUAUCAUUAAUGCAAGUGUUGUACAAGAUGCUAUUUAAUUGUAUUUCUUUAUGUUCUCUUUUAUUUUUUAUUUUUAUGUACGUAGCAUAUUACGUUUUUGUAUAUUAUAU